AUGGCCGAUCUGAAUGAAAUUCAGAAAGCAUAUGAACUCAUCGAUGAAAAUGCAGAUGGAAGAGUGAGUGUUGGUGAAAUCAGUCGAUUCAUAAAAAAGCUCGGAAUACAAAUGUCAGAAGAAGAUGUUCGCUGUAUCCUCAACACCACUCUUUCAAAAGAGCUUGAUGAUAAUGAUGGCCUUAAAUUUGAAGAAUUUGUUCAUUUAUAUCAAUCGAUCUUCAGCAUUGAAGAUGAAGAAAUAGAAAAUGAAUCGAAAGAUUUGGAGGAGGCUUUUAGGGUUUUUGAUCUGAAUAAUGAUGGAUAUAUCUCUUCUACCGAGCUGCAACAAGUCCUGUCCACAUUAGGAUUAAUCUCUGAGAAUGAACACCCUCAGCGGUGCCAGGAAAUGGUAUGUAGAUUUGAUUCAGACUGCAAUGGACUGUUGGAUUUUUCUGAAUUCAAAGAUAUGAUGUCGUCUAAACUUUCUCCCUGA
This is a messenger RNA of Cryptomeria japonica (Japanese cedar), 474 nucleotides long. Its product is annotated as calmodulin-like protein 2. Bases 1 to 474 code for a protein of 157 amino acids. The record is from RefSeq and is a predicted model, not a curated record. NCBI's taxonomy places the organism in Eukaryota, Viridiplantae, Streptophyta, Pinopsida, Cupressales, Cupressaceae. The transcript has a single exon. Gene Ontology annotation, molecular function: calcium ion binding.